Messenger RNA from Ictalurus furcatus (blue catfish), 3628 nucleotides. It is a transcript of the gene ppil1, whose product is annotated as peptidylprolyl isomerase (cyclophilin)-like 1. The transcript is spliced from 4 exons. The record is from RefSeq and is a predicted model, not a curated record. Gene Ontology annotation, biological process: protein folding; protein peptidyl-prolyl isomerization. NCBI's taxonomy places the organism in Eukaryota, Metazoa, Chordata, Actinopteri, Siluriformes, Ictaluridae. Gene Ontology annotation, cellular component: catalytic step 2 spliceosome. Gene Ontology annotation, molecular function: peptidyl-prolyl cis-trans isomerase activity. Bases 189 to 689 code for a protein of 166 amino acids.
UUUCAGUCUCUCUUCCGGUCCACUAGAUGGCAGCACACAGACAUUAGUCUUCUCUUCAUAACUUUAUAUGCAAAGAAAAAGCGGUACUCCAAAUCACUUCCGUAGCACGUUUUGUUGCAUUAUUUAGCGGUUAAUUCGGUGUAUUUUUCAGAACGCGUUGUCGUAUAUUCAACUGUUAACACCAGGAAAUGUCAGGAAUCCCACCAGACUCAUGGCAGCCCGCUACGGUGUCACUCGAGACCUCUAUGGGAACCAUCGUGUUGGAGUUGUACUGGAAACACGCACCUAAAACCUGCAAGAACUUCGCCGAGCUGGGCAGACGAGGAUAUUACAACAACACCAAGUUUCAUCGCAUCAUUAAAGACUUCAUGGUGCAAGGAGGCGACCCGACAGGAACUGGCCGUGGUGGUGCAUGUAUAUAUGGCAAACAGUUUGAGGAUGAACUUCACCCAGAGCUGAAAUUCACAGGUGCUGGAAUCCUUGCUAUGGCUAACGCAGGCCCAGACACAAACGGGAGUCAGUUCUUUUUGACUCUGGCCCCCACACAGUGGCUUGAUGGCAAGCACAGUAUAUUUGGGAGAGUUUGCCAAGGCAUCAGCGUUCUUAAUCGAAUCGGCAUGGUGGAGACUAACAGUCAAGAUCGUCCUGUGGAGGAGAUCAAAAUACUCCGGGUGACUCUACCUAACUGACACGUGUCGAAGUUCACACAUAAUUUUGUACAGUAUUGUGUUUUUUUUUUUUAACAAUAAAAAAAUAUUUUAUAACGUUUGCAAUGUGUGAUUUGCAUUCGGUUUUUUGGGGGUAAAAUUCUUAUGUACGCUCUUCUAUGUAUGUUUUAUUCAUUACGAGCAAGACUAAUCCUUGUACAUAAGUGAAAUUAUGCAGUGUCUCUUUUUUUGUGUGUGUGUGUUGUAUAUAGAUCCACAGACCGAGGGAUGCUUUUACUAUUAAACGGUUGUGUACAAAGCUUAAAUAACAAACAGACACUGGAUGAACUAAUAUUGCAUUUACCAGUCUAACACCUGUAAGUGGAAAAGCAGUUCUUUCUUUAUGGCUACAUCUGGAUAUUUCUCUAAAAAUACAAACUCUACAUAUAUUAAUCAUUAGUGUGUAGAUCACUUAUUUAAAAAAAAAAAAAACACAUAAUCAUGUGCUGACUAGUGAUAACUAGGCACUGUGAAUAGUAAAAUAAUGAUCAUUCAUGAAUCUUUUCAAGCCUCUUUAUCCUGGGUCAUGUCAGGGUCAUGGUGAAUUGUGGUGUAUACGGAGCUAUCCCAGGAACACUGGGCGUGAGGCGGGAUUACACCCUGAAUGAGACACCAGUCCACAAAUUCACACACUCACUCAUACCUAGGAGCAAUUUGCCAAACCCCUUUCCAAUUUACCUGCUGGCAUGUUUUCAGGGAGUGAGAGGAAUCUGGAGAAACUCAUUCAGACACAGGUAGAACAUGUGAAAUGUAACCCAAGCACAGGAUUGAACUUGAAACAGUGUUUUUAAAAAAUUGCAGUAAAUUCCAUAUAUUCAUGAGGUGGUUUUUAAUCUCUCUUAGUGUCAGGAGCCAGAACUUUAAAUGUAUAAACUUUCAAGUGUAACAUAUACGUGUGUUGAAUUGUUAAGAUCACAAUUUUCGACGACUCUUUCGGAGAAUUAAAUGCUAAAUUCAAGUCUUCUCUAGCCGAGUUUAAAAACAUUUCAAAAAAAGGCUAGAAGAAUUAAAGCACGGUUGCAUAUGUAUGCUAUGACUUACUGUGCCGUCUGGUUAGAUUAUCUCAAUGGAACAUAACAGUUCUGCAUUAAAUUAACACCGCACUUCCAGCAGUGAUCCGACAACUCCGUGAGAUACUCACUUCAGAUCAGUGCCUCAGUUUACAUACAGCAGUGGUCACCAGGCCUAUUCUUGGAGAUCUAUUUUAGGACUAACCAUAAUCAUGCCAACCUGACCAUCUAAUCAUGUCCUUAAGAAGUUCCUGAUCAAAUAAAACAGGUGUGUUAGAAUUUGGUUAGCGAUGAAACCUGCAGGAAGGUAGAUCUCAAGGUUGGAGCCCGCGGAGGCUCGGCAGAUAAUUAUUAUUAAAGAGGACAGAUAUCACACUGUGCUUAUUUCUCACGAGAAUGCUACGUAUUAUGAAAAGGUGGACCUUAAAGCAACAAUAUAGGCAAUUAUUAACUCUAUGAAAAUUGUAUAUGAUGUUGCACUGCAACCUUGCCAUGGAGCAAUUUAUAAUUCUAUCAAAUUGUGUGUGUUUUAAUUUUUUUAAUUUUUUUUUUUACAACAAAGUAAUAACUUAUGACUGUAAAUUGAUCUGCCUGAAGAUGCCUUAUUUUUUCAGGCAUUGCACUGGUUUUUGGUAUGAUACUGAUACUGGUAUGAUACCUCCAAUCAGAGCAUCGUCUGAUACCUGAUACUAAUCCUGUAGUGACAUCUUAAUAACAACAACUCUCUGAAAACUUCAAAGGUGUGAUGCAUUUCAGUGCUAAAAAUCAAGUGGCUCUCAUGCGGUGGAAAAGUGUAGAAAGGCAUCGACUCGGACAACAGCACAGGCUGAGGAAGUGAGAGCUAAAAAUGUUGAACAUUAAAUAAAUAAACCCAAUAAAUGGACCUUCUAAUCUUUCUGUCAAGUUUUCUGCACAAUUAUAGUUAACAAGAGUUAAGUUUCAAACGGUUAUGGCUGUUCUAUUAAUGACACACGACAGCGUUUGACGAUAACGACCGAAUACGCUUGUUUGAAUUAAACAGGACACGAGAUCUCGUUCACUACACUGUUUCCUGAUAGGACUCUUAAAAUGACUCAUCAGCACAAGCAUUUCAUUACAGUUCCAGUUUUAAUAUUGACAUUACAUUGAAUCACAUUCAUUUUAUUGUACAAGCCUUUCUCUUCAAAAGGUUUAUACGACUGAAAAUAACAUUCAAUAUGGGGCAUGCCUGCUCUGCAUCGUAAGGAGGAGGGAAGGGUUAGGACUGCGACUACGUCAGACUACUGAAGAUCUCGUCUCUGUGGACAGAGACGAGACGCAUUGUCCAUCUAACGGAAUGAAUUCCGGUGCACGGACGGUUCUUCCUACAGUUCAACAGCUGUGGCAAAAAAGUAGUGUGUUGUGUAAACAAACACAGGAGAAGCUGACUGCCACGGCAUACCCAUAUAUAUGUUAUGUACGCACACAGAAAUACAUACUUACAAGAAAAUGUAAAUACUGUAUACAAAGAAACCAACUGGAAAAAAUUGAAUCUUCAAGACAAAACAGUAACACUUUUUUUGUUUUUGUUUUUUAAAUCAGUGAGGAUAGAAACAUCAAGUGUAAAUCGCCUGAUCUGGGCGUUUUACGAGUCCGUCUCUGUGUAUUACAUUCAUACAGAGAGUAAGACUGUUCACAGAGCUUUGAGCCCAGCAAGCUCCACUAAAGAGUCCAUGCAUGAGCCGCUCUCAAUCGCUCUUACUCAGACACAAUUGGCACUCAUUCACAUUAAUGUGCAGGACAUCACAGUCAGUGAGCUCUGCCUAAGCCUUAUUAAGACAAAAUAUGAAGCCAGACUGCCAGUAAGUCAUUCAGAUUUCAGUUAGGUUUCCUUCAAAAUGACCUUCAGCUGAAAAUUUAUCUCAGGCUUGGAUGAAAAUAGAAAUAUAUACG